This is a messenger RNA of Manihot esculenta (cassava), 2895 nucleotides long. RefSeq lists its product as uncharacterized. The transcript has a single exon. NCBI's taxonomy places the organism in Eukaryota, Viridiplantae, Streptophyta, Magnoliopsida, Malpighiales, Euphorbiaceae. The record is from RefSeq and is a predicted model, not a curated record. Bases 320 to 2566 code for a protein of 748 amino acids.
CAUUACCAAUACCAUACAUAUAUAUGCCACUGUUAUGUUUCCCUUCAGGCAUUUUUCCUCGUCAAACAUCAACUUCAAUCAGAUAAUCCCGCAAAAAGCUCCCUCUCUCCGCUAACUACCACUGUUUCCCGCUCCUUUCCACCAUGGAAUUCCGACCAACCUCCGCACCCCCUUCGUUCUCUCUUUGUCUCUCCCGAUAAAUCACCGCCCUCAUUUGAUAUCAACAGCUAACCACUCUGUGUGCUUAUGGAUUCUACAAACAGCUGACGGUGCAUGAACUGAACUUCGCAGAAAAACAGCCUGACUUCUGACUUCACUAAUGGCUUCCACCAGUUCAACGCCCACUGAUCCUUCUUCUUCUACACCCGACGACACGGCAGCCAAAGCCGUGAACAAGCGAUACGAAGGCUUGGUUGCUAUUCGGACUAAGGCAAUAAAGGGCAAAGGAGCAUGGUACUGGGCUCAUUUAGAGCCAAUUCUUAUCAGAAACUCAGACACAGGUCUCCCUAAAGGUGUCAAACUCAAGUGCUCCUUAUGUGACGCUUUGUUUUCAGCCUCAAACCCGUCGAGAACCGCAUCGGAGCAUCUUAAACGAGGCACCUGCCCCAAUUUUAACUCUGUUUUUCGACCCAAUUCGGUAGUAUCGCCUUUGCCUAUAUCGUCUUUGCCGUCUCCUCCUUCCCAUAAUCAUCGAAAGCGAAGCUCUCACAUGGCUACACCUUUAAAUUCACUAGCUAUAGUUGAGUCAACUCGUUUUUGUAACGAGCUUGGUUAUUCUAAUUCUGGGUUAACUCAGCAGCAGCAUCUGGUAUUAUCCGGUGGAAAAGAUGAUUUGGGUGCACUGGCAAUGCUGGAAGACAGUAUUAAGAAGCUUAAGAGCCCUAAAGCUUCUCCUGGUCCUUCAUUAAGCAAGGACCAGAUUGAUUCUGCUCUUGAAUUAUUAGCUGACUGGUUCUAUGAGGCUUGUGGGUCCGUCUCAUUUUCAAGCCUCGAGCACCCAAAGUUUCGAGCUUUCCUUCAUCAAGUAGGCUUGCCUUCUUUGGCAAGGAGGGACUUGUCUGGUGCUAGGCUAGAGAACAGGUUUCACGUGGCAAAAACUGAGGUCGAAGCUAGAAUUAGAGAUGCUAUGUUCUUUCAAGUUGCUUGUAGUGGCUGGAAGAACAAGCAUUGUUGUAGUGGAGAGGAGAAUUUGGUUAAGUUUAGCAAUAAUCUUCCAAAUGGGACUAGUUUGUUUCAAAAAGCUGUAUUAACUGGAGGAUCGGUGUCCUCAAAGUAUGCAGAAGAGAUUAUGUGGGAGGCAGUGACGAGCGUAAGCGGGAGUUCUUUACAGAGAUGUGUAGGGAUAGUUUCGGAUAAGUACAAGGCCAAGGCAUUAAGGAAUUUGGAGAUUCAAUAUCAAUGGAUGGUGAAUCUCUCAUGUCAGGUUCAGGGGUUACUUAGUUUGAUCAAGGAUUUCUUCAAGGAGCUUCAACUUUUCAGGACUGUCACUGAAAAUUGCAUGAAGCUUGCCAAUUUUGUAAAUAAUAAAUCUCCAGUUAGGAUUAGCUUCCAAAAAUAUAGGAUGCAGGAGCUUGAAUGUGCUGGUUUGCUUCGCGUUCCUUCCAGUAAAUGUGAAUGCACAAAGGAUUUUACGAAUGUUUAUGUGAUGCUGGAGGAUAUACUGAGCUGUGUCCGUGUGCUUCAGAUGGUUGUCUUGGAUGAUUCGUAUAAGGUGAUAAGCGUGGAGGACUCUGUUGCUGGGGAAAUUGCUGGGAUGAUUCAAAGCGAGGGGUUCUGGAAUGAAGUAGAAGCAGUUUAUUCACUAACGAAGCUCAUCAGAAGGAUGGUUCAUGAGAUUGAGGUGGAGCGGCCGUUGAUAGGACAGUGCCUCCCUCUAUGGGAGGACUUGAAAGCAAAAGUGAAGGAUUGGUCUGCCAGAUUUAACAUUGUCGAUGGACACGUAGAGAAGAUAGUAGAAAAGAGAUUCAGAAAGAAUUAUCACCCAGCAUGGUCUGCUGCAUUUAUACUUGAUCCCCUUUAUUUGAUGAGGGACACAAGUGGAAAGUACCUUCCACCAUUCAAGUGCUUGACACACGAGCAGGAGAAGGAUGUGGACAAGCUUAUAACCCGACUGGUUUCCAGGGAAGAAGCUCAUGUUGCCUUAAUGGAGCUUAUGAAAUGGAGAUCAGAAGGCCUAGAUCCAUUGUAUGCCCAGGCUGUUCAGGUUAAACAGCGGGACCCCUCCACCGGAAAGAUGAAAAUUGCACAUCCGCAGGGCAGCAGGUUAGUGUGGGAAACUUGCCUGAGUGAAUAUAAAACACUAGGCAAGGUUGCAGUCAGGCUUAUCUUCCUCCAUGCGACCUCUUGUGGAUUCAAAUGCAAUUGGUCUUCCAUGAAAUGGAUUUGUACGCAUAGGAACUCAAGGGUGGGCCUCGAAAGGGCUCAAAAGAUGAUAUUUAUUGCAGCUCAUGCUAAGCUUGAAAGAAGGGAUUUCUUGAAUGAAGAAGAAAAGGAUGGAGAGCUUCUCCGUCUAGCAGGCUGUGAGGAUGACUUGCUUGAGGUCUUUUCUGAUGCACCACCGAUGUAACGUUUUUCCUUUUAACUUCGUCUAGGAUUUUAAAACUUUAGGAUUUAUUAAAUUCUUUUGCUCUAUCAUUUUUCUUUUUUUGAAAAUUUACUUCUAGUUGAAGAUGUGAGAGGUAUGGUUAGAACAAAAUUAUAUGGGGAGGGAAACAACCAAUGUACCACUACACUGCAUAGCUGCAUGAUUUGAAUGAAUCGCUUCUCUUCCCAUGAAUGAAGUGAGAUUUUUUUUUCUUUCUUUUUUUGUGUGUGUAAAUAUUUGAAAGUUUGAAACGUUUUCCUAUUUUGCUGCUUAUAAACAUAGAAAUAGUCCAUGAAUGUGAUUUUUCUAUA